AGAAUGUCUUCUCCCAAGCUCAUCACCGUCUUUGGUGCCACUGGCUCUCAGGGCGGCAGCGUGGUGCAGUCCUUGCUUCAGAACAAGUCCCAGUCCUUCAGGAUCCGAGGAAUCACUCGCAAUCCUGAGUCCGAAAAGGCCAAGGCUCUCGCUGAGCAUGGUGUUGAGGUAGUCAAGGCUGACGGUCUGGUCAGGGAAGAGGUGAUUGAAGCUUUCAGGGGCAGCUGGGGAGUCUUUGCCAAUACAAACUCGGACGAUCCUUCAAUGAACAAAGAAGGUGGGCCUACCGAACUUGAUAUCGGUAAGAGCCUCGUGGAUGCAGCCGCUGAGGCAGGGGUCCGUCACUUUGUGUACAGCGGUAUGGCCUCUGCCUCUGAAACCACUGGAGGGGCGGUUCCUAAUAAGGCUUUCGACAUGAAGCAUGCUGUCGGGGAGUAUGCAAAGAGUAAGGGGUUUGAGACUGUCAACGUUGUUAGCCCAGGCUGGUACAUAGAGAACCAUCUCGUGGAAGAUUUUGCCCCAGCUCUGGGCGGUUUCCCUUUCACCACUGACGAGGAGGGUUACCUCACUCUACGUGUUCCACGCUGGGGCGGUAAUGAAGAGAUUCCCUUCAUUUCUAUCGGAGAUGACUAUGGUGAUCUUGUUCAUGGCAUCUUCCUCGAUCCUAAGAAGUACAACGGGCGUCUUGUCCAAGGUAUCAGCGCCAGCGAGACAAUUGAGAAGCUUGUUUCCGAGUUCGGAAGAGUGACAGGUAACAAGGCUCGGUUCGUGCCCAUUGAGGACUGGAAAACCAUGGAGACUUACGGCGAUCAAUCAUUUGAGACUGUCAAGUACAUGUUCGGCUUCUGUCAGUACUCUGGCGGCUUGUACUAUGGAGUGCCUAACGAUUUGGGCCCUUCUAUUGAGCUGAAGGCAAAGGCGACCGAGGCUAAGGGACAGUCGAGCGAUGCUAAGUUGAUGACUCUCGAGGGGUUCUGGGAGAAGUAUUUCGCUCCUUGAAGGUAGGUAACGAUGCUUUCGGAUACAAUGGAAUGCGGUUUGACUCUGCAGAGCUCAAUCCUUGACCUGCAAUAGUCCGUCAUCAGUCUUUGGCCAUAUGUAGUUUGUGCUGUUGCUUCAAGUUAAUGCUCAACAUUUGUCGAUAUC
Molecule: messenger RNA, 1146 nt
Organism: Fusarium verticillioides 7600
Lineage: Eukaryota; Fungi; Ascomycota; Sordariomycetes; Hypocreales; Nectriaceae
Exons: 4
Coding region: 4-999 (331 amino acids)
Source: RefSeq, a predicted model, not a curated record